Diprion similis is the source of this 22751-nucleotide messenger RNA. Its product is annotated as microtubule-associated protein futsch-like. Gene Ontology annotation, molecular function: actin binding; microtubule binding. Gene Ontology annotation, cellular component: dendrite; microtubule; neuronal cell body. Gene Ontology annotation, biological process: axonogenesis; microtubule cytoskeleton organization; dendrite development. The transcript is spliced from 10 exons. The coding region runs from base 512 to 22636 and encodes 7374 amino acids. NCBI's taxonomy places the organism in Eukaryota, Metazoa, Arthropoda, Insecta, Hymenoptera, Diprionidae. The record is from RefSeq and is a predicted model, not a curated record.
CUCGCUGUCAGACAGACGGCAGCUCACAACCGCGCUGCUGGUGCUGCUGGUGCUGCUGCUGUUGCUGAUACCGUGAUAGACGAGGAGUUGAUCGAGGCGGUUGGUUGGGCGGACGGACGGACGGACGGACGGAGGGAUAUAUAGAUAGACAGAGAGGGACAGAAAGAGGGAGGGAAGGACGGAAAAGAGGGACAGGGGAGACGCAGACGGCCUCGAACUGUCGACGGACGAGGGCCGGGCCUUCGAAUUUUACUCGCAGUUUUCGAAGAUAGAAAAAAAGAGAGAGAGAGAGGAAGAAAAAACUAGUUUUUGAAACCCCGAUCGAUCGCUUCGUUCAUACAAAAUUCGACAGCAACGAGGCCGAAAGGAUCGGACGACAGAUACGUUGAAAGAGCGAAAGGAAGAGGACGAAUCGAAAUCGUUUAGUUCAAGUUUAAACCGGUGCCGUCGCAGCAUAAGGACCUUCGUUUGAACCUGCCAAGGAUACGCUGGGCACCCGAAAGGACCAGGCAUGAGCACGGGGGAGCCUGCCGGCGAGGGGGGAGGGGGAGGCGGCGAAUCGACUCCCGGGGGCGAGCAAAGCGCCGGCACGACGCAGACCGGGGCCCAAAUCCACCCCCCGCCUUCGCCCCUGAGCGGCUGCUACCUCCUCGUGGUUUUGCCGGAACCGCACACCGCACAACACAAGGAUUUGAUCAUCAACCGUCUUGCGAAAGGAUUCCUUUCGUGGGAUAAAGAUAGUUGUCAUGUGGACUUGGAGAAGGAAUUGCAGGCUUUGGUUACACAAGCGCCGGAAGGAGAAGAAGCCCGAAAUGGUGAGCGACUGAUUCAGUACGCGACGGAGAACCUCGUGACGGAGGUGCUGAUACACCCGCAGACGAACACACUGCUUCAGUGUAUCCGCAACCUCCUCGCUAGCUUUACCAAACACAGACACAUCAUUCACGCCGGCUAUACGUUCAGCGGAAACGGUUCCUGGAUACUGCAGGAUGGAACCUUCAGCCUGGCUGACUUCUUGGACGCCUUCGGCGAGCACGAGGUACAGCGGGUUCUUCGCGCGUACGAGAACAGCGUCACCGUUGACAUUCAUUGCGCGGGUGUCGGAGACUGGAUGACUUCAAGACUGUCGAAGGAAGCCUGCACCAGGGCAUGCAGAGUUCGAGUAAAUCCAGAUGACGUUCUAACCGCCGGAGUUCCGGCAAUAUCAACCUUCACAAAUUACAUUGGACAGUACCUAAUUGCACAGACGUUGGACCAGCUGAUGGAGCCGUCGGAUGUCGUCGGUAACAUCCGGUUCAGUCAUCCAACUCUCUACGUAUUUCCUGGUGGCCAGGGUGACGCGGCCCUCUUUGGAAUAAACGGGUUCAAUAUGCUGGUCGACGGUGGCUUCGCCCGGAAGGCCUGCUUCUGGGACUUCGCACGGCACUUGGACCGGCUCGACGCGGUACUUUUGACCAGAGUUAACAACAGUAACAUCGGCGGAAUGUCGAGCGUCUUACGAAAGAAACAGGAAAUGCACGUCUAUCCCCAGAUUGGACACUUCUUUUGCAAUUUGGUGGAACGACGACAGGCAAAUUCUCCCGACGGCGACAAGGACGUCGAUCCGUUGAUAUUGAACCUGACUGAUCUUGGGCAGGAAAUGAUGGUCAACCUUCGACACAUCAACCUGCGAGCUCAUCCCUGUUACAGGGACUUGGACCCCAUCAACCUUUACCAUAAGGUGGGUCAUGGUACCCUCGACAUGUAUGUUUUGAGCCCGAGCAAGGACACUCGAGAAGUCAGAGAGUUCCUUACAAAGUGGCAGAAUUCAGACUCCAAGCUGUUUGCUGGAUCCCACAAAAAGGACUCGAAUAAUUUGACGUUUCCGAUACAAAAUUUGGUUUCAAUCUGUGCGCUGGUAGUCUGGCAGCCAGCUAACCCUGAGGAUACAAUAACGAGAAUAUUGUUCCCCGGUAGUACGCCGCAGAAUAAAAUAUUCGAAGGAUUGGAACGGCUGAAGCAUCUGGAGUUUAUGAAACGGCCUAUUUGUACGGCCAAGAACUUAUCGCCCUCGGCUUCACUCGCUGCUCUCAAAGAGAAGUCGAACAGGCAAAAGACGUCGAUAAUUGAGAAAAGCAUAGACAAGGAUAAGGAUAAGGAUAAGGAUAAGGAUAAGGAUAAGGAUAUUAAAAGAAUUUCGGACUAUAGGAAGGAGAAGAAGGAAACUUCUGAACCAAAGACUGUUAAAGGGGUUGAGGAACCCACUGCGAAGCCAGCCGUUACCUCGACACCAAUCAUUCCAACAAAGCAGCCGGCUAAGGUAGACGUGAAGGCUAAAAAGGUUGUAGAAAAUAAGAAAAUAGAGAAGGAGACGAUUAAAACGGAGAGUAGAAAGAUAGAAAGGGAACUGAAGGAGGUUAAGAAGGACGGGACAAAGAAGGAGGUGAUUAAGGUAGAUAAGCAUGACAGUGAAACGAAAAAGACUGAUGUAGUUAAAACGGAAACUGAAAAGACUGUAAUUAAUAAAGAAUCCAAACCAAAACCCGAGCCAAAAAAGAAGGAUAUUAAAGAAGCUAAAACACAUGUUAAGACUAAGGUAGAACCGAUUACCAAAACGGCAGCGAAACCGGCAGCUGAGAAGAAACUCAAGCCAUCCAUUGAUAAGAAAGACGUUAAAUCGUCCCCGACGACUCCGAAAAAAAUCGUCAAUGGCACUGCGACCAAGACGGAAAUCACAAAGACCAGUACCAGAACUGUUUCGAAAACAACGUCCAAGACAGUGUCGGCGAUGCCGGCAAAGAGUGCGAAGGACGCGACGAACCGCAAGGUCGUCGAGUCGAAAAAUAUCGCGUUGUCGUCGGCGUCGACAACCACUGCUGCCAAAGCACCGUCGGUCGUUGCUAAACCGAAAUCGACGGAGCGGAAACCGAUAAGCAGACGAACGCGAACCGGGAGUCCAAUAAAGCAACGAUUGCCUGGCAGUCCUGCCAAAUCAACGCGAAGCACCCCGACGGCAUCUGUCAAGUCAGAGAAAGAAGGGAUCAUCCGGCGACCGAAGAGUGACAAGGGAACGACGGAUUCUUCCGCCAUUUUGACGCCUUCCGUAGUCGAACCUCAGAGUGUUAUUAAACUGGUGGACAAAAGUCUGACCGAGAAGUCUGACGACAUUUCCGUCGAUUCUAUAGAAAGUAAGGUACUCGCUGACCUUAAGGAAGAGCGGGAAGUUGUCGAGGAAAUCGAGGCUGUGCUUAGUAAGGCAGAGAGAAUUGAAAUCGCCCGCAAGGAGGACCAGCUUGAGGGCGAUGAUGAAAUAACCGCCGAGGCUACUGAUAAGAAGGAAGAUGACGUGACGGAGGAAGACGUCACAGCCGAGAUAGAAGAUGUGCCCAAGAAAAUGGACUCCAGAAAGGAAAGUCAGGAGUUCACCGAGGAGGAUGAGUACUUGAUUGUUGAGAAAGAGGAAAUUUAUACCGAAGAUUCUGCCGCUUUGAGCGGUGAAGGGGAACAGAAACAUUUUCUCGAUGAAGUUGAGUCUGAGAAGGCGAAGAAGUAUGGAGUAUCCAAGAGCGUUGACCUUCCCGAAGAGGAAGAGGCAAAGGAGAAAGAUGAGACGGAGGAGAAGGAGAAAGACGAGCAGCCGGAGAAGAAACUACUGUCUCAGGAUGAAAAGGAAAAGGAUAAACCUGUGGAUAUGUCACCGGUGAGUAAAGUGCAGCUUGAGGGUCAGGUCAAGGACAUUAUUACGUCAGCGACAGAUGUGGUCCAGAAAACGGACGACCGUGAUGAUUCGAGAAAAAAAGACAGCGAAGACAUCACGAAGGAGCCAUCAAGCGUGAGUCCAGACAAGCUUGAUUCGUCGGAAAAGAAGACUACCGACACUGACCUGAAGCCGGAAGCUGAUCAGAAAGAUCAGAUGCCUGAAAAACUUGAAGAAUCCCAGGAUCGCGUUUCCACUUUGGAAUCCGGAGGCACGACAACUGCUCCAACUUUACCGGAGGAUGAGCGGAUUCCAUUGGAUGAGAUAAAAGAAGACGUUGACGAGAAACACGUGAAGGAAGAAGUUAAAGAGAAAGAAGUUGAACUGGUCAAAGAAAAGGUACCUGCAAUUCCACCUCCCGUGCCAAGCGUAAUGAUGAAAAGUUUCCUCAUUCGUGAAACGAUACCUGCUGUUCAGAGAGAUAUUGUCAAAACACCGGAUGAAGUUGCCGAUCUUCCCGUGCACGAAGAGGUUGAUCCGAAACUUUACAGUAUGGAUGAAUUUGACAAAGCUAAGGCUGAAAAAGUACCCCAAACUCCGGAAGCUAAAGAGCCUCCUACACCCCCGAUUAAAGAGCAGAAGGGAAUGUUCAGUUUCUUCGGUAAGGUUGCCGAUAAGUUUGAAAAAGGCAUGGACAAGCUGACUGGGAAGUCUAAGAAAGAUAUGGAGAAGGAGACUGAUGAAAAAUCGUCAAAGUCGAGUUCCCCGAAGGAGACGAAACCCCAAGAGAAGAUUGAGGCUCUGCCAGAAGUUGAUAUGGGCAAAGUUUUUGCCAAGGUUGGGAAGAUCGAGCCUCACGACACUUUCGAGAAAGCAAAACCACAGGCUCCGUUUGACAUUAAAAUUGCUGCCAUAAAAGAGACGGCAUCAUUUUUACAGCAGGAGAUAAGAGAAAGCAAAAUAGACACGAUACCUGGAAUAGAGACUGAUAUUCCAGCUGCCGUAGAGAGCGUCAAAACGCCUCUGAAGACAGAGACAGUCCUGACUGAUGUUCAGAAAGAUAUCGCUCCAGUAUUGGACGCAGGAAUUGACAGUUUGGCGAAGAAGCAACCGUCGCCGAAAGAUGAUAUCGUCAGUGAAGAUCUGAUCGAAGAUACGAAAGAGGUAGAAGCACUGUUAGAGGAAGCGUCGAAAAAAUUCGUUACGGUUAAAGAUAGUCUGAGAGACUCUCUUGAAUCUUUGGAGGAGAAAAUCGCAGAACAAAUCAUCGAUGAAGUAAAACCAAUUAGUCCAAAGACCCGAACAGCCCAACAAGACUCGAUCAAGAGCACGCUGACAGAGGUAGCAGAAAAAUUAGAGGGAAUCAAACCACAAUUCGAUGUCGUUGCCGCCACGGACUCUAAGCAGCCAGAAAGAGUGAAAUUCGAAAUUCCAAGGGAUGAUGAGAAUGCCGAAGAUGGAGAAGAUGCUUCCGAAGAAUACGAGGGUCCUGUGAGGGAUCUUAAGGAAGCGGUCCGAGAUGUGGGCGAAGUGUUGGCUGGAACGGCCGGCAUUGUAAUAGACGACAAACCUAAAGACGUGAUUGAAAUAGUGAAGAAGGUCGCCGAGGUGUUAAAAGAGGACAACUUUUUAUCAGAGGAGGUUCUCUUCGAAACGGUUAAUGCAAAAGCCAUAAAAUCUUCAGAAAUCACGCCAACAAAGCCUGAAAAAUCUGCCGACGUUAAGCCGACGAUUGAGGACAUAAUUAUGCCAAAAAAAGUGGGAGUCACAGAAGAACUUCCAUCGCAGGAAGAGAUCGAGGAAAUGUUGGAGGGUGGAAUUACCAGACCUUUGCCAGAUUACGAGAGAGUCAGUGGAAUAGAAGUGAAAGAAGAGCCGUGCGUGAAAAUGGUCAAAGAGAACAAGGUCGACUUGACCUCACCCAUCAAGGAUGAACAUCCUAUUGAGGACGAUUUGCACGAUUUGUGCUCACAGCUGAUGGAUGAUACGAAAGAUAAGAAGGUAGUUACUCCCAAAGAAUCUCCUAAGGAGCAUGAAGGGAAAAUUGACGUAAUGCAGGCUGGGAUCGAAGAAGUAUGCACAAAGAAAGUGGCGAAGCGAGAUGUGUCUGAAGAAGGUAUUAACGAAACUGAAGAUGACAAGGUUGAACAUCCCGAGAUAUUGUUUGAGCAGAAAUUAUCGCCGGCACAAGCCGAGCUUGUUAUGGUGACACCGGAUACAGCACCAACGUCGCCGAAAUUUACUAGUGAUAAAAUUUACAACAAAGAAUCGGAAGACACUGUGAGCGAUGUUUCUAAGGUUCCUGGAAUACCGAAAGAGAUUGAAGAGUUCAUCAGCAGUAAGGCUGAUGUGUACGAUAUCGUUGACGAAGUGAUUAAAAAGGGUAAAAAAAUAACUAUAGAAAUAAUUGAAUAUAUUGUGAUUGUAAAGAGAGUCUCGAGAGAGCAUGUGAUUUACAUUAUUGAAGAGAUUAUUAUAAAUAAAGGUAUUCCUCCAGAAAGUGUGGUAGAAGAUAUUGAAAUUCUCAAAGGUCAGGACUCCGAUGAUCUGAUGAUAUCCUCGGUAAAACGAGUUGAAAUAGAAGAAUACAUUAUAUCCGAAUACAUAAUAAAAGGUAAGAAGAUAACUGUACAAACAAUAGAAGAAAUUGCAAUCAAAAAAGUUGUUCCUAAACGAGUUGUCAUUGAAAUCAUAGAAGAGAUAAUCAUUAAAAGAAAAAUAUCCAGAGAAUCGGUUUACGAAAUUGUUGAAGAGGAAUUUAUCAAACAGGUCAAACCGAUCUACGACGAAUACGAUAGAAAACCCUCUGAAAAAUCGCCAGUUACAAUUGACAGUAAAGUCGAAUAUGUAAUCGAAGCUGAAAAGCCAAAGGUAACAGGUGAAAAAUUAAGUCCAAAACAUGUAACUCCUCCAGAAGUGAAAGAACUAUUGUCAAAGACAGAUGAAGCGAAAACUUUAGAAGAAGUUUCGAGACGACCAGAAACCUCAAAAGAGACGGAUGCUCCGUUUUUCGAUGAAAAAGACUUAGAUGAAGGUAAACUGUUCGACGAUUUCGUAAAUAUUCCUUCCAAGGAUGUAGUUAUCAAUUUCCUACACGAAGAACGGAGACUGUCACAUGAAGAACAUGUUACUGGAAAGAAGGAUGCUUCCAAAGAACUUUUACCAGCUUCGAAAACGGGAGUAACUGAUGACACAACAAAAGACUCAGGCGAUGAUUUCGAAGCUGUAGAACAGGAAUACAAAGUUCACGAUGUCACAGUCACAACGACGGCUCCAAUGACGUUCCGUGAAACAUCCGAUUUGAAACAGAAAGAUGAAGUACUGGAAGCUGUUGAAGAUGAUUUGGAUGAAGUUGUUGAAGCGGCUGAAAAGUUCGUUGAAGAAACCAAGGAGAAGCCAGAGGAUUUGAAAGAAACUUCUGUUUCUGAUAAAGUCACUGAUAAACUCGCGGAAUCUCCCAUCAAGUCUAAAACUCAGUUAAUUCCUGGUGUUGAGGAUGACAAAACUCACCCAGAUACCCCCGAUGAUCAAGUCAGUUUUGCAAAGUGCAAACCAAAAGAUGUUAGCGAUGUAGAGGACGAUGACAGUGUGUCUAAUGUCACAUCAGUAAUUGUCUCAGAAGUUUCGAUAACCACGGAAAAAUACCUUGACGAGGCUAAAGAGAAGCCAACGGAUAUCACGAGUUCUGUUCCCGAAGAGUCCAAGGACGCAAAGAAAACUCUUGAUGACGUUCAACACACUGUCGCCGAUGUGUCGGACAAAAUUCAUGACACCAAGAGUCCGACUGAAAAGUUGGAUAAACCUGAACUUAAGACUGGUGAUAUUUUAGAUAAAAUCAAGACAGACGAUCAUGCAGAAAAACCGAUUACUGGUGAACAAAUCGUUGAUCUCAAAGCCGCGGUGAAGGAGCCAUUGAAGGAAGAGAAGACACACGUCGAUGACGGUAAAAUGAGAUCCCCCAAAGAUGAUAAGGGCGAUGAAAUUGAGCUUACGGGUGACCUUAAAAACGAAUUGGGUACUCCCAAGGGGAAAGAUAUCGAGGAUGCGAUAUCAGAAAUUAUUCCAGACUCCAAGAAGUUGAUUGGAGAAGAAAAAUCUGACGAUGACACAAAGGAUGCAAAAGACCACAUCUCACCAGUCGAUGAAAAAAGUGGGCUGGCAGACAAAACGACCCCCAAACCUGCAGAUAUCCAAAAAAGCAUCAGUCAAGAUAGUGUAAAAGAUGCAAGUGGAACUCCUGUUGAUGUAAAAAAAGAUACACGGGAACUUCCGGAGAAGAUUGAUGAAUUAAAGGACAAGAAGAUUGUUCCAGACGUGGCUGGUGUCAAAAUACUCGACACGAGUGAAAUUGUAGAUCUGAAGCAAUUGGACGAGGCAUCAGAAAGAGAAACACCUUCUCCAAUUCACGCUGCUGAUACAAAGUUUGUAGAUAGCAGCUGUUUUAAUAUAAAUGAGCAAGAAAUUCCGCAAGCUCCAGUGAAGCAACCAUUGGACGCGGAGCAUAGAUUAGAAGACAAAUUGAUGAAACCGAAACCUUCAGAUGACGGAGCCACAGAUGCUCUCAUUAGUGACGAAGAACCCGAGCAUAUUAGCCGUAAGAAACGAUCACUUGGGGAAGAAGUCCUUGAAUCUGAAAUCACGAAACCUAAGGAUAUUGACUUGAAGCCUACAGAACUCGCGAAGAAACCUGUCGAUACAACACAGAGUGCACAAGAAAAAGAAAAGGUUGAAUCAGUGGAUAUAGGAAAAGCAGAAUCACUUCCUGAAUCAACGCAGAAGCCCGAAAACGUGGGAAGAAGUUCGGAAGUAGAACCGAGAGAUGUGGAAGAUGACGAAGAGGACAAGGAAUCUGGCACUGUUCGGCGGAUGGUUGUUACUGCCAGCAGCGAGGACGGUGGUGACGAAACAGAGCUUUGCCCAACGGGCAGCAUCACAUUUGUAAAAUCUGUUACUCCAGAGGAUUCUUUGAGAGAUAUCUCCACGAAGUCAACUCCGAAUACAGAUUCAUUGCAAUUGGAGAAAGAUUCGCUGUUUUCUGGCAAAAGUACACCGGAGAAGGAUAGCAUUUCCGAGAAGUCCAUGUCGGAAUUGAAAGAUGAUAAGGUAACUCCUGAAGAUAGUCUUGAAAAAUCCAUCACUAAAGAAAUUAAAGCAGCUGUUUCUGAAGAUGCAACUGCCAAAGCACCGACUGAAACUCCGCAAAAGGUGCACGAAGAGAAACCCUCUUUACCUUUGGAAAAAACUUUCGAUACGCCAACAGAAAAAGUUCCGGAGAAACCAACGCAAGAAGCUCCGCUUGAGUUAACGGAUGGACUGAUGGAGAAAUUGACGGAAAAAAUCCUUGAGCCACCGACGGAUAAGUUGAAACAACAAGUACCCGAAAGUUCAACAAAAGACUCUCUGAUAGAAGCAGCAAAAAUAUCUCCAACGAAGUUAGACGAAAAAAUUCCCGAACAGCUGACAGAAACAAUUCCAGAGAAACCAAUACAAGAAUCUUCAGAAAAGUUGGCGGAUACAAUUGUGGAGAAAUCAACAGAAAACGUUCAAGAUCUACUUACAGACACAUUGAAGGAUGAAAUUAUCGAAAAACAAAUGGAUGAUAUUCCGAAAAAGCCAGCAGAAACAAUCCCAGAUAAAGCAAUUGAGAAAAUUUCCGAAAAGCUCCCAGAAAAAAUUUCUGAAAAACUACCGGAGGAAAUUUCCGAAGAGCCAAAGUCCGAAGUUCCAGAAAAAAUUACCGAAGAGAUUCCCACAAAACCAACCGAGACCAUUUCGUUUAAGCCAAGCGAAACAACUUCCGAACAAUUAACGGUUAAUAUUGCGGAAGAAUUGAAGGAAAGCGUUUUGGAAAAGCCGGCAACGAAACUCACUGAACCGUUGGAGAAAGUCGCAGAAAAACUAAAAGAAGAUAUUACAGAAAAGCUACAGGAAGUAUCUCCAGAGAAAGUAACAGAAAAAAUAACUGAACAGCCAACCGAAAAAAUUCCAGAACAGCUAAAGGAAAGUGUUCUUGACAUGCCAUCGGGGAAACCCGCCCAGCAAUCCGAGGUUUCGGAGAAACUACAGGACAAAGUACCAGAAAAAUUAACGGGGGCGGUUUCUGGAGAACCGAAGGACGCAGUUCCAGAAAAGGUCACAGAAAAGAUCUCUGAGCAGCCAAUCGAGAAGAUUCCAGAACAGCUGAAGGAAGAAAUUACCGCAAAGUCAAUGGAAAAGGUGCCUCAGCAACCGUCCGAAAAGAUUCCAGAAAAACCCGAAGAAAAAGAGAAACCAACAGAAAUAUUAGCGGAGCAUCCGCCAAAAAUUCCAGAAAAGUUAUCGGAAGAAAUUUCAGAUAAAAUGACUGAGAAAAUUAUUCCUGAAAAGCCAACAGAAACUCCAGGGCUGAAAUCACCUGAGUCAACUCAUUCAGAAGAAAUAUCUCCAGUCGGCACAAUCCUCGAGAAAUCGCCAGGCGAAAAGUAUCUGGAUACAGUGAAAAAAGAACCAAUCGACACUUUGGCUGAAAUAGAACGUAAAGACAAAUCUCCAACUGCGGGACCGAGCAUCGUCUGUGAAAAAUUGGCGACAAAAGAUUCUCCUGUUGAGACGCCAAAGGACAAGUCACCGAUAUCUGAAAAGGCAGCUGAUGAACCCAAGUCGUCCAGUGCUGUUUCCGGUGAGUUGGAACCAAGGAAAACGCCCGACGCAGAGAAGGAACAGGAAGAGAAACCUCCAACUUCCACAGUUGAUGAAAAAACGGUGACAUCCACGUUGCCUAGUUCAGCUCCUCAGAAACCAGAUGCUGAACACGUUUCUUCCGAACAGUUAGAGAAACAGAAAUCUCCAUCUCCAACGACCGAAAAAUCAAUGAAUGUACUUAAAUCACCUAUCAUCGCCUCGGAAGAUGUUCCUUCUGGGGAAUUAUCGAAAGAACAAUCUCCGUCUCCAGAAACUGGUAAAUCUCGAUCACCCAGUAUUACCCUUGGAAAACUAGAUCAAGAAGAUGUUGCUCCUGUUGAGUUACAGAAAGAUAAGCCAUCGUCGCCAACUAUGGAUGAAACAGCUGAUAAGUCACGCUCACCUAGUUUGGUUCCGGACAAAUUAGACGAUAAACAUGCCCCGGUAGACAAAAUCUCCGAUAAGAAAACCUUGGAGCUUACUAGCGAAGCAAAAACUGAUGAGAUCCCAAUAAUCGAAAAGCUACACGAGAAAGAUACACUGGACGAUGAAAUGCAUAAAGACACAAAACCAUCACCAGCAUCUGACAAGGAAUCGACAACGCCAAGUGCUGUUCCUGUAAAGCCAGACGAAAAAGAUAUCACGAUAAGUCCGGAGCAGAAGGAUAAGACUACGUCCCUACCGGCUGAUGAUAAAUCCCAAACGCCUAGCAUUUCCCCGGAAAAAAUAGACACGCAGAUUAUACCUGAUGACAAGAUCCACAUGGAGAAGUCUAUGUAUCCGACUAUGGGAGAAGCGGAUGAUACCACAGAUACUUUGAAGGAAAAAGGAGUUCCCGAAGAAGAAGCGUCAAAAGACAAGUCUCCAUCGCCCUUGGCUGGCGUCAAACCAGAUGAGUCUCACAUACCUAGUCUUAUUGCAGAGAAACCUAUUGAGAAAGUUUCAUCUGAAGAGAAAAUACACGAGGCCAGAUCUCCGUCGUCGAUUACAAGCGAGAUAACAGAGGAAUCUCCGAAGCCCAGCAUCACUGCUGAAAAGCUAGUUGAGAAAGGAGUUUAUGAUGAUAAAGUAAAUAAGGAUAAAUCUCCUUCUCCAACCACUGACAAAGAUGCUGACAAGCCUAGAAAACCUAGUAUUACUUCUGAAAAAAUAUCUGAGCAGGACGAGCCUCAUUAUAUGCAGAAGGAUAGAUCGCCGUCGCCAACUACAGAUCAUGAAGAUAAAAAACUUCGCAAGCCAAGCAUCACUUCCGAAAAAGUAGAUGACAAAGAAAUUUCUGAUGAGAAAAUGCAGAAGGCGGUAUCUCCAUCUGUUAUCACUGACUUGAAAACAGAUGAAGCUCAAGAACCAAAAAUCACUCUCGAACAACCGGAUGUCAAAGAUGCUCCUAAGACAGAGUUACUUGGCGAUAAAUCUCCUUCUCCAGCCACUGAAAAAGUUGCAAUUGAUUCACAAAGGCCCAGUAUUACUUCUGAAAAACUGGAUGACAAAGAUCAAAAGGAGAAAUCUCCACUCCCAGAAAGUCCUCUGGAUAAACAAGAUACUCCAGAUGAAAAAAUACUGAAAGAUUCUCCGUCACUAAUCCCACAUGCAGAAACAGACGAAAAGUCCCCUAUUGCAACCACAGAUCGGGUUACGGAUGAAAGUCGAAAACCCAGCCUCACAGCUGAUGAUAAACCAGAUGAUAAGGUGCACAAAGAUAAAUCUCCUUCUUCCACUUCUGGCCUCGAUAUUACAGAAUCUCGAAAAUCCAGUAUACUCUCCAAUAAACCAGAUGACAAAGAUAUUCUCGAUGACGAGUUGGUAAAGGAUAGAUCUCCAUCGCCAUCGACAGAUAAAAUAAGUGUCACGUCUCGGUCACCAAGCAUUGCUUCUGAGAAACCAGACGACAAAGACAUUCUAGAAAGCAAGGUGCACAAGGACAGAACUCCAUCCCCAACAAUCGGUGACAAGAUUGAGAGGCAUCCUAGUACUCCGAGCAUCGGUUCAGAUAAAUUGGACGAUGAGGACACUCAUGAUGCAAAAAUCAUUAAGGACAGAUCUCCAUCUCCAUCGACGGAUAAAUUAAGUGAGAAGUCUAGGUCACCAAGCAUCGCUGCUGAGAAACCAGAAGUAAAAGAUAUUCUAGAAAGCAAGGUACACAAGGAUAGAACUCCAUCUCCAACAAUCGGUGAUAAGAUUGAAAGGCAUCCUAGUACUCCGAGCAUAAGUUCAGAUAAAUUGGUCGACGAGGACACUCAAGAUGCAAAACUAAUUAAGGAAAGAUCUCCAUCUCCAUCGACUGAUAAAUUAAGCGACAAGUCUAGGUCACCAAGCAUUACUGCUGAGAAACCAGACGACAAAGACAUUUCAGAAAGCAAAGUGCACAAGGACAGAACUCCAUCCCCAACAAUCGGUGACAAGAUUGAGAGGCAUCCUAGUACUCCAAGCAUCGGUUCGGAUAAAUUGGUCGACGAGGACACUCAUGAUGCAAAAAUAAUUAAGGACAGAUCUCCUUCUCCAUCGACUGAUAAAUUGAGCGACAAGUCUAGGUCACCAAGCAUCGCUGCUGAGAAACCAGAAGAAAAAGAUAUUCCAGAAAGCAAGGUAUCCAAGGAUAGAACUCCAUCCCCAACAAUCGGUGACAAGAUUGAGAGGCAUCCUAGUACUCCGAGCAUCGGUUCGGAUAAAUUGGUCGAUGAGGACACUCAAGAUGCAAAAAUAAUCAAGGACAGAUCACCAUCUCCAUCGACUGAUAAAUUAAGCGACAAGUCUAGGUCACCAAGCAUCGCUGCUGAAAAACCAGAAGAAAAAGUUAUUCUAGAAAGCAAGGUAUCCGAGGAUAGAACUCCAUCCCCAAAAAUCGGUGAUAAGAUUGAAAGGCAUCCUAGAAGUCCGAGCAUAAGUUCAGAUAAACUGGACGAUACGGACACUCCCGAUGCAAAAAUAAUUAAGGACAGAUCACCAUCUCCUUCGACUGAUAAAUUAAGUGAUAAAUCUCGGUCUCCAAGCAUCGCUACAGAGAAACCAGACGACAAAGACAUUUCAGAAAGCAAGGUAUCCAAGGAUAGAACUCCAUCCCCAACAAUCCGUGAUAAGAUUGAAAGGCAUCCUAGAACUCCCAGCAUAAGUUCAGAUAAAUUGGACGAUACGGACACUUCUGAUGCAAAAAUAAUUAAGGACAGAUCACCAUCUCCAUCGAGUGAUAAAAUAAGUGAUAAGUCUAGGUCAUCAAGCAUCGCUGCUGAGAAACCAGACGAAAAAGAUAUCCUAGAAACCAAUGUACACAAGGACAGAACUCCAUCCCCAACAAUCGGUGACAAGGUUGAGAGGCAUCCUAGAACUUCGAGCAUAAGUUCAGAUAUAUUGCACGAUGAGGACAUUCCCGAUGCAAAAAUAAGUGAGGACAGAUCUCCAUCUCCAUCGACCGAUAAAUUAAGUGAGAAAUCUAGGUCACCAAGCAUCGCUGCUGAGAAACCAGACGAAAAAGAUAUUCUAGAAAACAAGGUAGACGAGGAUAGAACUCCAUCCCCUACAUUUACUGAUGCAGUCGAUCUUCACUCUCGAACUCCCAGCAUCAGUGGAGAUAAGCAGGUUGCCAAAGAAAUUUCUGCUGACAAGCAUACAUCUCCGUCUCUGUCAUCAGAUAAACUUGAUGGAAAAUCUCCUUCACCGAGUGUCACUUCUGGGGAAUCGGAUGAAAGAGUAAUUGCAGAACGUAACGAUGAAAAGGAUAAGACUCCGUCCUCGAUAACUGACGAUAAAACUGAUCGUCACUCUCGGACUUCUAGCAUUAGCUCUGAAAAACUAGAUGACAAGAAUAUUGCUGAAGAUAAAAUAGCUAAAGAGCGGCCAGCGUCUCCAGAAAUAGAUAAAAUAACUGAAAAACCUUCCGAUAAAACAGAUGAUAGAGAUAUUCCUGAAAGCAAGCUGCAGAAGGACAAAACUCCGUCCCCAACGACUAGCGAUAAAACUGACCAAACUCCCAGUAUUAGCUCUGAUAAAUUAGAUGCAAAGGAUAUUCCUAAGGAUAAGAUAUCUAAGGACGGAUCUCCGUCUCCAACAACAGGUACCAUAAGUGAAAAAUCUCGCUCACUUAGCGUAACUUCCGAAAAAGCAGAUGAGAUGGAUAUACCUGACAGCAAGUUACACAAGACUAAGACUCCGUCCCCUACGACUGACGUUAAAACUGACCAAACUCAUAGUGUGAGUCCUGACGGACUGGAGGUGAAACAUAUUUCGGAGGAUAAGACAAUCAAGGAAAAGUCUCCGCCUCCAACAACAGAUGAAAUGAGUGACAAGCUUCAGUCACCUAGCAUCACGUCCAAAAAAUUAGAUGAAAAGGACAUUCUUGAUAGUGAAUUGAAAGAAGUCAAAUCUCCGUCCCCAACGACUGACGAUAAAAUUGAUCAAUAUUCGCAAUUUAGUAGCAUUAGCUCCGAGAAACUAGACGUCAAAGAAGCUCCGGAAGGCAAGGUGACGAAGGAUACAUCUCCAUCUUCACGAACAGAAGAAACAAGUGAUGAACCACGGUUGCCAAAGGACAAAACUCCAUCUCCAACGAUCGGUGAUACAACCGAACGCCACUCUAGAGUUUCUAGUAUCAGUUCUGAUAAACUGGAUACCGAAGAUAUUCUUAAGGAUGAGAUAUCCAAGGAUAAAUCUCCGUCACCAUUAGCGGAUAAAAUAAGUGACAAGCCUCGGUCACCUAGCAUCACUUCCGAGAAACCAGACGGAAGAGACAUCGAUGAAAGUAAGUUACAAAAGGACACAACUCCGUCCCCAACAACUAGUAGUAAAAUUGAACGACACUCUCGAACUCCUAGUAUCAGUUCUGUGAAACUAGACGACAAGGACAUUUCAGACGUCGGUAUACAAAAAGAUAAGUCUCCGUCUCCCGCUACCGAUAAAAGCACUGAUAAGCCUCGAUCACCUGCGUUGAUUUCUGAAAUACUUGAUGAACAAGAAAUCUCUGCCAGCGAAGUGCAAAAGGACAAAUCUCCAUCUCCGAUAAUUGAUGACAAGACCGAUCGUCACUCCCGUACUUCUAGUAUCAGUUCCGAAAAAAUGGUAGAAAAGGAUAUUUCUGAUGACAAGUCACUGAAAGAUAAAACUCCAUCUCCGGCUGUUGACGAAUUAACUGUAGAUUCUCGCAUCCCCAGCAUCGUGCCCGAUGAACUAGGUGAUCAGCAUAUUCCAGCUGAUUCUAUACUCAAGGACAAAUCUCCUUCGUUGACACCAGACAAAGAUAUUCACAAAUCAAGAGCAUCCAGCAUUAGCUCUGUAAAGCUGGAUGAAAAAGUUACUUCUGAAUUUGAAUCUCAGAAAGACAAAUCUCCUUCUCCAAUUUCCGGUAAAGUUGGUGCUCAAUCAGAUGAGAAAAUUCUUGAUGAUGACGUACUAAAGGGAAAAGCUCCUUCUCCAACGAUAGACAAAAUUACGGAUGAUUCAAAACGAUCCAGCGUUAUCAUUGACAAAUUAGAAGCAGUCACUGCUCCUAUUGACAAACUAUCAAAAGAACAAUCCCCAUCCUCAUUGAACGAUGAUGAAAAACCAAAAUCCUCAGAACCGAGUGUCUUGGGUGAUAUUUCUGGUGAGAAAUCUAGGUCACCUAGUAUUUUCUCUGAGAAAUUGGACGACGAAGACAUUCCUGCUCAUGAAAUUCACAAGGAUACAUCUCCAGUCCCAACUGAUGAUAAAGUCACCGAUGGAUCCACAAAACUAGAUAUUACCGAUCACAAGAUAGAAGAACAGAAUCUUCCUAAAGAACAUAUUGAAGUUCACGAUAAGCCAGAAGACAAUCCAUCAGUUUGUGAAACUUCUGUGAAGAAACCAGAUGUUCGUGAUGUCCCUCAGGAUAAAAAGGAUAAGGAAACAUCACUCCUUCCAAGUGCUGACGUAGUUGACAAAACCAAGUCUCCUAGUAUCACUGAGGAACCGAAAGUAAAGGAAAAAUCCCAGAGUCCCAGUCCUGUCAGUGAAGAGUCUGGUGACAAGAAACCUGAUCCAAAACUAGAGAAAGAUAAGUCUCCAUCUCCUUUAGUCGAAAAAGCUGCAGAUAAAUCUAGGUCACACAGCAUUGAAAGUGAACAAGGUGACGUUAGGAUGUCAACCAAAGAACUGAAAUCCCACGAUAUUUCUGAUGACAAAUUUGAUGCCAACCUUGACGAAAAAUCCUCAAUAUCGUCACUCAGCCCUAGUAAAUUGAGUGAGGCGCUCGAAAAACUGCCAAGUCCUCUCAAAGAUCAGCCAAAAACAGAACAUGCUGCUCACGAUGGUGAACCAAAAAUGACCGAAGACGACCAACCGGAAUCUGUGUCAAAAUCAUCUAGUACGGCUAGCGAUUUACCAAAAUCUCACAGCCCGUUAGCAGAGAAGCAUGACACAUUUAACAUUGAAGAUUCGACACUGACUCAUCAAUCGGAAACACCCACUCAACUUUUGGUAAAGCCAGACGAUAAAGAGAGUAAGUCUCAGCCACCUAGCAGUGAUGCAUUAACGGAUAAACCCAGUUCACCGAGUAUCGUUGGCGGACAAUUAAAGUCUCCCAGCACCAAGACAGAGGGGAUAGAACCGAUUGGAACCGAUGAAAUUCCGGAAUCGCUUACUGAUGGAUCGGUGCAUGAAGAACCGAAAUCUCCUAGAGAUAGAUCGCUCAGUCAUGACAGGACUCCAAUGGACCGCUCCAGAUCUCAUAGUCUGUUUGAUUCAGGAGACAGAACACCUUUGGGACGUUCCAGAGCAGCAAGCUUAUUUGACGAUAAAUUGGAAGACAGGAUCGCGCUAUUAGAAUUGGACAGUCACGCGACACAACUCAGUAUUUCUGAAGAAACUGACGAGGAUAAGUUACCACAAAAGGAGGACGACUCCAAACCCGGUUCGAAAUCGCCCAGCGUUGGUGAUCGCGAAAGUCCAAGAACUUCAAUUGUUACCGAUCUCAAAAGCGCUGAUUUCCCAUCUGCGAAGCGACUGGAAAUCGAACAGUACAUAGUUGAAGAGUUCAUAUUGAAGAACAGAAAAAUAACAUCAGAAAUUAUUCAAGAAAUCGUGGUGAAAAAAUCAGUUCCAAGAUACAUUGUCAUCGAGAUAAUCGAAGAAAUAAUUAUCAAGCGAAAGAUUUCCAGAGAAUCUGUGAUUGAGGUCCUUGAGACCGAACAACUCAAGCCGGAGGAUACGGAGAUUCAGCCAAAGCAGCUGCCUCUUGGAACAAAGGAAACUGAUGAGGACAAACAAGAUGGUCCAACUGCUGUUGAAGAUACAAAACCAACGUCAGAAGAUAAGAAGCCUCGUGAAAGUAUUACUGAUGAAAUCUCCGAUCUGAAAUCGGUAACUCCAACGGUACCAAGCACUGUUAGCGUCGAAACGAUUACACCUGAAUUGCACGUAAUCAAGAAGCGCAGUGUCCUCGAUGACAAGAGUCCAGAGCCCGAUGAAGCAGAGGAAAGUUCUCAGGAACUCAAAGCACUUCAGCCGGAAAAACUGACAAGUCUCAAAGAUGACAGCUCAGACGCAGAAGGAAUGCAGAUUAAGCGUCCUAGCAUCGUACAAGAUGAACAUUCAGGUUCUGAAUUGGAUUCGAAGAUUUCUGAGGAUCAAAUCAAGCCAGAUGUGAAAGUUAUUCCCGUGGUGGUACCGACGACUGAUGAAAGCAAAGAUAUUCGUCCCAAACAAUUGGAGGAGGAAGUAGUAAUGAUAACUGAUGCAAAGAGAACAGAGAUCGAGGAUUAUAUUGUGGAAGAAUACAUUUCUAAAGGCAGAAAAUUAACGCGAGAGAUUGUAGAAGAGAUUGUGAUCAAGAAGGCAGUACCCAGGUAUAUAAUUUUGGAAAUCAUUGAAGAAAUAAUCAUUAAACGAAGAAUUUCACGAGUAUCGGUGAUUGAUUUUCAUGAUGAGGAAACAUCCGACAAGGAAUAUCUUGAGCCCACUGAUCGAUCGACGACUUCUUCAAUCAGUGAGAAGGAUGAUAGCAGGUUGAGAAAAUCAUCCGAAGACAGAUUUGAAAUAGUUACUGGCAAGUCAACCCCAGAUAUUUCCUCCGCCAAGGACCAGACGAUAGAUUUGUCUGGAAAAUCUACUCCGGAUUUGAAAUCGUCUUUGCUUUCUGAAAAGUAUUCCGACAAGUCUGGAUAUUCUACUCCGGAUAUGAGACAAUUUGACGAAAGAUCUGGAAAAUCGACUCCAGAUUACAGAACAGAAUAUGAAAGCCAGUUUCACAAAGCAUUUAUUGGAGGGAUGACGGAAAUUAGAACUACACACAUCACGACACUGUCCGGAAAGUCAACACCAGACUUUGGUGCAGGGCGUGAAGAUACACCAGAACCAAAAUCAGAAUCGUGUGAACUGACAUCAGACCACUUACUUGGCGGACCCUUAGACACGGCCGUCCAUGACAGGAAAAUCGUAUCAUCAGAAGAAAAACCAGCCGAGCCUGUUCCAACUACGCAAGCUGAGCCAGAUUCACACAAAGCAAAAGUUCCCGAGAUACCACCAGGAACAAAGACCACAGAUUCAAAAGAUUCGAGUCUGGAGAAGACUUCCGAACAAUCGACAUUCGUUACAACAAUUUCGGAAAUAACUAAAGCAAAAUCUGAGCUGGUUACUAAAAUCAGUGAAUCUUCAGCAUCUUCCACUUCUACGGUAACAAGCAAAACAAUUGUGUGUGAACAUGAAUCGAAAACGACUGGCGGUGAACCUGUUCCAGAAGAUAUUAUUACACCUCCGAGUACCGUUACCACGGUAAAGACGUCCGAAAUUGAAUUAGACCCCGAAGUAAUCACUAAGGUUGUCAAGCGUCAAAUCGAAACUCAUGAAACUCCUGAAACUGAAAUAAUAACGAAAACGGUAAGAUACGUAACUGAAGUCGAAGAAGAUGAGACUAGUGUUACCGAAAGCUCAACUACCGUAACGAAGACUGUCGAAGUUGCAUCAGAGCCAGAAAUCAUUACCAAAGUAAUAAGAGGUGAAAUCGAGUUGCAUGAGCCUUUGGAGACGCAAGUGAUUACUAGAACUGUGAAACACGUUACAGAAUCCGAAGAAAGCGAGCCGCAACUCAUUACGAAGAUCAUAAAACGCGAAAUAAUUGAACCUGUAGAUGACUCAGUAUCAUAUAGUCUUCCCGGUACCAAGCACCAGGUCCAGACACACGAACCGGAGGCAAUGGACACGAUCACGAGAACCAUUAGACAUAUUACCGAGAUCGAGGAAGGAGAGCCAGAAAUUAUCACGAAAGUGAUAAGGCGGGAAGUUGUUGAAUCUGAUGAUGCAACUGAACUAGAACCGGAAGUAAUCACGAGGACGAUCCGGCGCGAAGUAGAGAUACAUGAACCUUCAGAAGCGGAAGUGAUUACGAGAACGAUCAAGCACGUUACCGAAGUUGAAGAAAGUGACCCAGAAAUCAUCACGAAGGUGAUAAGGCGAGAAAUUGUUGAACCUAGAGACGAGACUGAACUCGAGCCAGAAGUAAUUACAAGAAUAAUCCGGCGUGAAGUACAGGAACAUGAACCUUCAGAAACCGAAGUAAUCACAAGAACGAUCAGACACGUAACCGAAGUCGAAGAAGACGAGCCAGAAAUUAUCACAAGAGUUAUUAGACGAGAAAUUCAUAUUCCUGAUGGUGAACAACACGACGUGGAUCACCCUGAAGGAACAUUGGAAACAUCUGAAGUUAUUACUAAGUCAGUAAAGACAUCAGACGCGCCACCGGAAACAGUGAAGAGGAUAAUUAGUCGAGAAGGUACCCCAGAGGUUACUGAAACUAUUACAACUAGGACAACAAAGACAAUAAUUUCCGAGGCUGGUCCUCCAACAGAAACGGUAACAAAAACAACAACCACGACUAUAACUUCCGAUAUUGAAAAACCGGAACUGAUCACUCGGAUCAUAUCACGCGAAGGCACACCAGAGAUCUCAGAAACCAUUACAAGAACGACAAAAACAACUUCGUCGGACGCUGGGCCUGAGUACAUCACCAAGAUCAUCAGUCGCGAAGGAAUGCCAGAAAUUAUAAAAUCUUCUGAUGUCAAACGAAUCGUGACGACCGUGACAACUGUUACAGGGCCUGAUGGGGAAUCUGUUACAACAAAGGAUGUAAAGGAGAGCAAUGACAAGUUAGACAGCGAGGACUUACUGGAGAAAUUGAUCGAUUCUUCUUCCGGCGAGACCAAGACUAGCGAGGAGAGAUUCGUCAGUGAGACUCCAGACGGUCUCAAAACGGAGGAAAUAAUAAAGAGAACGAUUACUACAGUCACUUCCAGUUCAGGAACAUCCACUCCAGACGUAAAGACGUUCGUUGACUCAGGAAAGUCAACACCCGAUCAGAAAGAUGAUGUGAAAAUUAGAACUCCACCGAGGGACGAUACGGCGAAGCCAAGAUCGGAAAUAUUCAGCGAUAAGUCAGUACCAGAAAUGGCGUCUUCACAUUUGAUAAAAGAUAUCAUCUCAGAGGAUAGAAGCUACUCUGGAAUGUCAUCGCCUGAUAUUUCGCUACCAAAGGAUUUAAUCUCGACUGGAUCUACCGGUAAAUCAACUCCAGACAUUCCCGUAUCUCCGUUAAUCCGAGAUCCGACAUCGAUUCAAGGUAGAAUGUUAUCUGGAAGGUCGACGCCUGAUAGAAAAUCUGAAGGACGAUCGCGAACGGCUACUCCCGAAGGAUUCCGGUCCGGUGAAAUGAUCAGAACGAUCAUAACCACGACGCGAACAAUGUCUGAAGAAGGCGACAUCAUAACGGUGACAAAAGAAGUUACAGAGAGUACUAACGAACAGGGUGAGACAGUGAUACUUGAGGAGAAGACCAACGUUAUACGAGACGAUAAACAACCCGGCAAAGACGCAGGGGAGACUCCGAUCAGCAGCGUUAUUGGAAGUAUCAAGGCUUCGGAGCUGAAGAGGGGGUCGAGUCCUGGUUCCGACGUCAUGAGCGAUCGAGACAUCGGUCCCAUGAGUCCCAGGAGCGACAUCAGCAGCGGACAUAGUCGUGCAGCAACUCACGUCUGGGGAAGCAGCGAGGAAAGACACACCUAUUCAGACGACGAACCACCUAGUUCGCCACUCAGCGCGACAUCCCAGUUCGGUUGCUCGCCUCAGCCACCAAGACACGAGUCACCGAGGUACGAUUUGCCCCAGCUACCCCGUUACGAGUUGCCAUUUGACAAGGAAAGGGAGUCGAAGACAGAGGGUAUCCAGAGUUCGAUGAUGAGCGGGAGUUUCUACGGUGAGCUUCCAGCUGAGUCGGGCACAACCUCGUCGACGAAGACUUCCCACACCAUUCCAAAGAACAGCGAACCGAUACCGAUCCAGGGUGAAUAUUCAGUGAUGAAGAAAAGGUUCAUGGUCGAGAAGGAGUAUGCUGGAGGUUACGACUACAGAGUCGAAACCAAGAAGUACGUCGACGACGCGGACCUCGACUUUGACAAGGCGAUGAUGGAGCACAGGGAAAAGCGUGGCGAGGACCUCGUCUCGCACCACUAUUCAAACGGCGCAUCGGCCACGGUUUACACGAACGGUAAUGCUUCUGGUAAAGAUGCUACCACGCCGACUACCGUUGAGACGAAGACAGUUGGCGAGAAGAAGAAGAGUGAUCCAAUGGCCGCGUCUUUUAGCGCGGAAAGGGAAGGCGAGGAGGCCGGAAAAUCCGGAAAAGAUCCUCUCGAGGGUUGGGGUAAGCCUCUCUACCUUCCGUCGCCCAAGCCACCGAGGAAAUUCAACCUUCAACGACCAGUCGCUUCCACCAGCUCGGAGGAACUGAAUCCGGAAAGUCUGAAGUUCGACGUGAUCAACAAUUGGGGAGAACCGCUGAGGCUUCCUUCUCCUGCUCCUGCUCCAACGAACGAUCCUCCGAAUAACGGUACUCCCGGAACGCCGAAGAAGGAGAGAAAACAGCCGAAGAAAGUGGUCUCGGAGAACAACAAGAACAAAAAACGGUCGGAGAGCCCGAACAAAAUCGACAAGAAAUCGAAGGACACGAAGAACAAGGUUCAGCCGGUCUACAUGGAUCUAACCUACGUUCCUCACCAUGGCAACUCCUUCUACAGUUCACUCGAGUUCUUCAAACGAAUUCGGGCUAGGUACUACGUCUUCAGUGGCACGGAACCCAGCCGAGAGGUCUACGACGCUUUGCUCGAAGCGAAGAAGACUUGGGAGGACAAAAACUUGGAAGUGACCAUGAUCCCUACUUACGACACCGACACUCUCGGCUACUGGGUCGCUGACAACGAGGAAGCGCUUGCGGCGAACCACAUCGACCUCUCACCCUCAGCUUCUCGUUGCACAAUCAACCUCCAGGAUCAUGAGACUAGUUGCAGUGCCUACCGUCUCGAGUUCUAGGGAUUGGCAGCAUGCUCGGCCGUGAUAGUCGAGUUCUAGGCGGUCUUGUCAUUCAACGUCAACGCAAACCGAGCCUAGACCAGCGUAUGCCACGUAAAAAAUUGGACAAAAUGUU